Molecule: messenger RNA, 2481 nt
Organism: Seriola aureovittata
Lineage: Eukaryota; Metazoa; Chordata; Actinopteri; Carangiformes; Carangidae
Gene: isl2b
Product: ISL LIM homeobox 2b
Exons: 6
Coding region: 312-1214 (300 amino acids)
Biological process (GO): positive regulation of transcription by RNA polymerase II; neuron fate specification; axonogenesis
Cellular component (GO): nucleus
Molecular function (GO): DNA-binding transcription factor activity, RNA polymerase II-specific; cis-regulatory region sequence-specific DNA binding
Source: RefSeq, a predicted model, not a curated record
ACCCUGCAGCCUCCUCGCCCCCCUUUAGUCCGGAGAGACACAAGUUAUCAGGGAGGCAAGCGGAGGGCCAGUCAUCUCCUCACAUCUUUUCUGCAUCUACCACAGUCCGCUCUAUCCGUCCUGUAUGGUGGAUAUUAUUUUCAGCUCUUCUUUCUUGGGUGAUAUGGGGGAUCAUUCCAAAAAGAAGCCAGGAUUCGCGAUGUGUGUAGGAUGUGGAAGUCAAAUCCAUGACCAGUACAUACUGAGAGUCUCUCCCGACCUGGAGUGGCACGCAGCCUGCCUGAAGUGCGCAGAGUGCAGCCAGUACCUGGAUGAGACCUGCACUUGUUUCGUCCGGGACGGAAAAACCUAUUGUAAAAGAGAUUAUGCUGUUUGGAAUAAAAUGCGCAAAAUGCAACCUGGGAUUCAGCAGCAGCGACCUGGUGAUGAGAGCCCGGGAUAACGUGUACCACAUCGAGUGUUUUCGGUGCUCGGUGUGCAGCAGGCAGCUGCUGCCCGGAGACGAGUUCUCUUUGCGGGAAGAAGAGCUGCUCUGCCGGGCGGACCACAGUCUGCUGCUGGAGAGGAGCUCCGCAGGAAGUCCCAUCAGCCCCGGUCACAUCCACUCCAACAGACCGCUGCACCUGGCAGCAGACCCGGUCACGGUGCGGCAGGCCCCGCAUCGGAACCACGUCCACAAGCAGUCGGAGAAGACGACGCGGGUCAGGACGGUGCUGAACGAGAAGCAGCUCCACACGUUGCGGACCUGCUACAACGCCAACCCGAGGCCGGACGCGCUGAUGAAGGAGCAGCUGGUGGAAAUGACCGGCCUCAGCCCCAGGGUGAUCCGGGUCUGGUUCCAGAACAAGCGCUGCAAAGACAAAAAGAAAUCAAUCCUCAUGAAGCAGCUCCAGCAGCAGCAGCACAGUGAUAAGACUGUAAGCAUCUUCAACCUGCAGGGCCUCACAGGGACGCCUCUUGUGGCUGGAAGUCCUAUCCGACAUGAGAGCACCGUGCAGGGAAACCCAGUGGAGGUUCAGACCUACCAGCCUCCAUGGAAGGCCCUGAGUGAGUUCGCCUUGCAGAGCGACCUGGACCAGCCAGCCUUCCAACAACUGGUGUCUUUCUCUGAAUCGGGCUCUCUCGGGAACUCCUCGGGCAGCGACGUGACUUCAUUGUCCUCUCAGUUACCGGACACCCCCAACAGUAUGGUACCCAGCCCGGUGGAGACGUGAAACGGGCCCUCCACAUCUGUCGGACCACCCCCCCCACACACACACACUCACCCCCCCCCCCCCCUUCCCGCGCUCCUGCAAGGACGAUUGCAGCAUGAUCCCCCCCACCUCCCUGCAUGAGACCAGCUCAUCACAUCGCCCAAAACUUCAGAGAGGAGUGUUUUUUUUUCUUUCUUUUCUUUUUUUUUUUUAAUUCCCUGACAUGGCGGAGAUGGAACAAAGAAAGCACCGACUGACUCCGAGUUUUUCUUUUUUUUUUCUGUUGGAGAUUUCAUUGACAAAAACUAAGCAGAACAAUUGUUGCAUGACUUGAUACGGAGACUGAAGAUGUACAGAAGACCUCCCGAUGGAUAUACUACAACAAAACCUUCCAACAGAAACACAAACUUGGAAACAUUUCCACGUCGAAAAACAGACGGACACUGCAGUUUCAUUGUGAUCAUAUUGUGUCUUUGUUUCUCCAACCUGAGAAUCUUUUGAUACGUUCAUUGCGUUGUCGAGUCCAGUUGACUCUUUGUCUUAAGGCCAGAGCAUGAUAAUCUGCAAACUAUUCGUGUUGUAAAAUACUUUAUGUUAAGGGCAGGAUACAGGUUGUUUGAGCUUCUCGAACAAAAAGUAAAUUAUUGUUAUAUUAUUUAUUGUUAGGAAAGCGAUUCGUAAAGGGAUUAUUAACUGAUAAAAAAUAAAAAAGCUGAAUACAUAAAGUGUCUUCCACAGGCGCAGUUUGUUUUUAACCGAUCCACUUUCGCUUUUUGAAUAUUUUCAAACCGAUAUCAACAUAAUAAUUGGAUUUAUUUGAAAAUUCAGCGCUGAAAUUAGAAGCAGUUCCUAUGAUCUUUGAUUUCGGAAAAAAGGGUAGAGAGCUUCCGAGGCUGCAGACGAUGGUAGAUUCACAGCGUUUAAAAAAAAAAUACAAAACGGUGAAACAGAAGUCGGUGUUUCAGUUGCACUGAAUAUGUUGUUUGUCCUGUUCAGGCUAUAUGUAGUUGGUCUGCCUGAAUUGAAGCCUGAAGGACUCUUGUCUUAUCUCCCUCCUCAAUCUCGCGGUGUUUUCCCCUCCGGUUAAGUUGCAGGACUCGGCCAGUGGUCAUUUACUAUCUUGGGGGCAAAAAUCUGCUGCAAAUUGUGCUCAGUCCAGUUACUCUGGUUGCGUCACAAGCUGGUCUAGACAGCGAGCAGGGAUCGGCGACCUCUUAUCUAGUCCUGGCAUCACCUGCAAGCGAUACACUGACUGAAGCCACAACAAACUAACCAAACACCCCCGGUC